Lottia gigantea (owl limpet) is the source of this 417-nucleotide messenger RNA. RefSeq lists its product as hypothetical. Gene Ontology annotation, molecular function: structural molecule activity. The coding region runs from base 1 to 417 and encodes 138 amino acids. The record is from RefSeq and is a predicted model, not a curated record. The transcript has a single exon. Lineage: Eukaryota; Metazoa; Mollusca; Gastropoda; Lottiidae.
AUGUCAAUGAUAAUUGUUGAAACUCCUAAAACUUAUUUCGGUUCCGACAUUCAAAAAUCAUUAGGUUCUCUUCCCGGAUUUCCAUGGGCAAAAUAUCCUGGAGAAAAACAUCUUCCCGGUCAUAAUUAUACUGGUCCAGGUACAAGGUUAGAUCUACGAUUAGACCAAAACGAUAAACCAAAACAAGGUGAAGAACCAGUCAAUAGAGUUGACGCCGCUGCACUUAAACACGAUAUACUAUACAGAAAUAAAGACAUAAUAUCCAGACACGAAGCAGACAAACAAAUGAUAAUCGAACUUGAAAAUAUUCCAAGAAUUCAAAGAGCAUUAAUCAUUAAACUCUUGACAGCAAAGAUGAAAAUGGGUAUGGGAAUAGCAUAUGAAAUUCAUAAAGAAUUUAGAAACUUAACUGAUUAA